This is a messenger RNA of Parnassius apollo (apollo), 801 nucleotides long. Lineage: Eukaryota; Metazoa; Arthropoda; Insecta; Lepidoptera; Papilionidae. The record is from the annotation of a GenBank genome assembly.
AUGAGGAAGUGUGUAUUUUGCAAAUGUCGCUACGAGAAAGGUAGCAAAACAUCAUUUCACAGAUUUCCAUCCGACUUGACGGCGAGGAGUGUAUGGCUUCAGAAUAUGAAAGCCGUUGACUGGACUCCAAAAGAAAAAGAUCAUCUUUGUUCAAAACAUUUUGAUGCUAAUUGUUUUAAUAAGCAUUAUAAUAGAACAACACUCAAGUUGGGUAGUGUUCCAACAAUAUUUGAAGGAGUAUUUGAAAACUCCAAUUCUUGUGAUGACCUUGAAAUAGCUGACAGUAAAAAUGAAUCCAGAGGGGAAAAAAUUGAUGUAGUAGAACCGCAACCAGUUGUCUUUACUUGUGCAUACAAAUAUGCAAUGUCUACCUCUUCAACUACUGAAAGUAUGAGCACAAGUUCUUCUUCAUCAAGGUGGCAGUCGUCAAAGCGACGGGGAGUCAAUAGAUUAUUAAGCGAAUGUAUCUUAGAAGAUAAUGUGUUAAAAAAAGAUGCAAGUACUACAUAUGAAUCGAAAAGCAAUCUACACGAUAUCGCAAGAAACGAACAUAGCUAUGAAGCCUCUCAAAGUCCAAAAAAAUCGAGAAUUGAAUAUGGUGUAGCGCAUGACCAUCAAUAUGAAAACACUCCCAGAUCCUCAAAGAUAGCUAUACAACGUGCCAGACGAUCGUUAAAAAUCAGAAACGCACGGAUAAAAGUUUUGACCCAACAUGUUAAAAGAUUGAAAACUAAAGUAGCCAACCUCAAAACUAUUAUUAACGACUUAAAUAAACGGAAUAAAGUUUCUGAAGAACAUUGA